Molecule: messenger RNA, 3043 nt
Organism: Penaeus monodon (black tiger shrimp)
Lineage: Eukaryota; Metazoa; Arthropoda; Malacostraca; Decapoda; Penaeidae
Product: protein HID1-like
Exons: 16
Coding region: 1-2529 (842 amino acids)
Cellular component (GO): Golgi medial cisterna; membrane; Golgi trans cisterna
Source: RefSeq, a predicted model, not a curated record
AUGAUAACCCGUGGGAAGAUUCGGUCCCUGAGGGAAGAAGCACCCUCAAAUUUAGCUACACUAUGUUACAAAGCUGUUGAGAAGCUUGUUAAUGCAGCAGAUACAGGAUGUUCAACACAGCAAGAGCAACAAAUAGUGCUGAAUGCUGUGCGGAUAUUGACAAGAGUGAUCCCCUACAUCUUCGAAGAUCCAGACUGGAGGGGCUUCUUUUGGUCAAGCCUUCCAGCUGGAGAGGAAGAUGGCCAUGGAGAGUCGAUGCCUUUAGCUCACAGUCUCAUUCACGCCCUAUGUGAUUUGCUAUUCUGCCCCGAUUUCACAGUGACAACAAAUAAGAAGUCUGGACCGGACAAACAUGAAGAUCUUCAGAGUAUCGACAGUUGUGAGUUCAUCUGGGAGGCUGGUGUGGGGUUUGCUCACUCUCCCCCUCAUGUGCCAGCACAAGACUUGAACCGAACUGAGAUCCUCAAACUCAUCCUCACCUGCUUCAGUCAGAGCAUUUAUCAGCCUUCUUCAGAUGGAACUGAGUCUCCAAAUCGCUGGAUUGCAGUGUUCACUUCAGCUGACAAUCGUCAUGCUUUACCUCUCUUCACGUCAUUGCUUAACAUUGUGUGCGGUUAUGAUCCAGUGGGUUUUGGUGUCCCUUAUAACCACUUGCUGUUCUCCGACACUCGAGAACCACUUGUGGAGGUGGCCCUGCAGAUUCUCAUUACAACUUUAGAUCAUGAUGUAACUGCUGCUUUGUCAGAGAUAGAGGAGGCAACAGUCCCGGAUAAUCUCUUCAUUAAUUACUUGAGUCGCAUUCAUCGUGAGGAAGAUUUCUCAUUUGUCCUGCGCGGUUUCACAAGGCUCCUGAACAACCCGCUUCAGCAAACAUAUCUUCCACAUUCCACUAAGAAAGUCAACUUCCACCAAGAGUUGCUGGUUUUCUUCUGGAAGUUCUGUGAUUAUAAUAAGAAAUUCCUAUUCUACGUACUAAAAAGUAGUGAUGUCCUAGAUAUUCUGGUUCCCAUACUAUAUCACCUUAAUGAUGCACGAGCAGACCAGUCAAGAGUGGGCCUGAUGCACAUUGGUGUAUUUAUUCUCCUCCUGCUUAGUGGAGAGAGGAACUUUGGUGUUCGCCUUAACAAACCUUAUACUGCAUCUAUGCCCAUGGAUAUACCAGUGUUUACAGGUACUCAUGCAGACCUUAUGAUCAUCGUCUUUCACAAGAUUAUAACUACAGGCCACCAACGUCUGCAGCCCCUCUUUGACUGCCUUCUGACCAUCCUAGUUAAUGUAUCACCAUACAUCAAGACAAUGUCAAUGGUGGCUGCCAAUAAGUUACUGCAUCUCCUGGAGGCUUUUUCUACCCCUUGGUUCCUCUUUUCUGCACCACAUCAUCACCAUCUGGUCUUCUUCCUCCUGGAAACAUUCAACAAUAUUAUCCAGUAUCAGUUUGAUGGUAACAGCAACCUGGUCUACACAAUCAUUAGGAAACGGCAGGUGUUCCACUCCCUUGCAAACCUUCCAACGGACUGUGGUAGCAUUAACAAAUCCCUCAAUAAGCGAGGGAAGAGACCACUUGUCCGACAGCACUCCUCAAAGUCCCACCAUGGCAGCCAGACUAUGGAAGGAGCUCAGCCUGCACAGCCAGCUCAGCCUGGUACUAAGACUGCCACCCUUGCAGCUAUGCCAGGAUUAGAGAAAAUGACAGAGAAAGAAUCCGCUCACCCAACCACACAGCAGCUAAACGAACUCACAACCUCAGCCACUGUUAAUGGGGAUUUGGUAGGGCCAGUGUCGCCCACAUCUCUUGUAGCUCCAGCAGCGAUUGGAGAAAGCAUUCCCCAAGAUGUGAGUGAUACAACUUCUUCCAUUCCAAAAGGCACAAGUAUUCAGCCACCAACAGAAGACCACAACUUGCCUGCUGUUGAUGAGCUCAAGAUUUCUGACAAGGAGGAGAGUGAGGUGGAAGGGGAGGAGAGUCUGUGCAGAUGGCCGGGGGAGGUUGAGGAGAUGGAAGGGGACACUAAGACUCUCCUCCUGACCGAUCUCCAGCCGGCUCCCCUCAGCCUCACAACAUCUAUGCCCAACCGACCUGAGAGCCCUGCCCUGUCGCUGAAGUCAGCCCUGUCCGACUCUUCUGGGCCCAGCACCAUGUCAGUGCCACAGUCGGAGUCAGCAGGUUCAGCAUUGGGAGGCUCGGCACAGCAGUGGCAGCCCAGCUCGGCCUGGGUGCUCAGCUGGAAGAAUAAGCUCCCCUUGCAGACCAUUAUGCGGUUGCUGCAAGUGCUUGUUCCGCAAGUGGAGAAAAUCUGCAUUGAUAAGGGAUUAACGGACGAAAGUGAGAUCCUACGUUUCCUGCAGCAUGGAACUCUAGUAGGCCUGUUGCCGGUUCCUCAUCCCAUUUUGAUUCGCAAAUACCAGGCCAAUGCUGGUACUGCUACCUGGUUCCGUACUUAUAUGUGGGGCAUCAUUUAUCUAAGAAAUGUUGAUCCUCCAAUAUGGUACGACACAGACGUGAAACUAUUUGAAAUUCAGCGGAUAUAAAGUAUCUUUAAUGUGGUCAACAAAGAAUAUAGAUUUGUCAUGAGAAGGUACUGGCCUGUGCUGAAUCUCAUGACAAAACUGAGUAAUGGAUGUUUUGAUAUUAUAUUCACUACCUGUAUAAGAGUUUCAAAGGAUUAAUAUUAUUUUGGACAGAAAAAUGAUGUGAUGGGUAAUGCAGUACAUAGAGUUUGUUUUUCCUUUUUAUCUGAUUUAAAUAGAAUUGAGGUUUGACAUUUAUUUGAUGUGCUUUUUUUUUUCAUUUCUCUUUUAGUUAUGAAAUUAAACUUGAUUGCAUUGUGUCUUUAGUUUUUUAAAGGAAUGUAAGAGGCCAGACAUUGUGAAAAAUAAUGCAUUUUUUUUUUGGAGUGAAAUGUUCCAAUGUGCUGAAGCUAGAUAUUUGUAGUAAAAGUGUCAGGUGGUGGUAUUAGUAGUCAUAGAAUUCCAACAUGUAUUGUGUUUGAUGUUUUGAGUGGCAAGAAUUAAAUGUGAAAAAAGGAAAAAAAUAAAUAAAAAA